This is a messenger RNA of Cladocopium goreaui, 4413 nucleotides long. The record is from the annotation of a GenBank genome assembly. NCBI's taxonomy places the organism in Eukaryota, Dinophyceae, Suessiales, Symbiodiniaceae.
AUGGAGCAGAUGGAAUCGUAUGCGUGGAACUGUCCCUGCGGACGGCUUUGUGGCAAACGCCAUAUGCAUUGUCCGGACUGCCAAAGACACUGGGAACAAGGAACGCCGCAUUCCAAUCAGCCAAAGAGCCCGAGAGCCUAUGCCAAUCAGCAACGAGGCAAUUGGUCAUGGGAAUGGACGGAGGAUCAGCCAAGACGUGGACGGGGCGCGAAGAAAGCCUCCGGUACACCAACUUGGACAAGGAGCGCAAGUGCCAGGGCAAGAGCCGGCAAAGGAUCGAAGAAAGGCAAAGGUCGAGGUCCCCAAUUAGACCAACCAUCACCUUUUGCCCAAACUUCGACACCAUGGCCGCCGAGCGAGACCAGUUACAACUUUCCUGCUCCUCUGGCACAGCAACCUCCUAUCACUCCGACUUUAGGGCAGCAAUCUUCGGAUGUCAACGAUGCGGAGCUGAUCCUUGCAGUGAAGGAGCAGUACCCCGACAUAUCCAAGGCGCCCUUGCGCAUUCAGAACGCAGUUGCCAAGGCCGAGCGCACGACUCCGAAACAGCUCCAGUCCGGGCUGCACAAGACUUCCCAUGCUGUUGGGGGAGCGGCGAAAGAGCUCAAGAGCCUGAAAGAUGCCAAGAUCAAGCACAGAGAGCGAUGGCUGAAGCAUCUGCACGACUCAGUACAGAGCUGGGAAAGUCAGCUCAAACUGUAUGCCGAGCAGCAGAGCAAUUACAAUAUGCUGAUCAAGAAGGCCAAACAGGAGCUCAACACUGCACGACAGACAUUGGAAGACCUGAACAAGAAGGCAGCCGGGCACGAGGAUGCGGACCAGGACACAGCAGACCUGGAGGAGCAAAACCAAGUCGACGCAGAGGCCACGACUAUGGUUCAGCAAGUUCAACAGCUUCUUCAGGCCUGUGCCAAAAUUGCAACCAAGGAAGAGGUCAUGGAGGUAUCAGAUGCAGAGGAGACCACAGCGGCACCGGCACCAAAGCGACAGCGAUCCUUGGAGCCCUUUGGUGGUACUCCGGCCUACUUUGUGGAACCUUUUUCACUUGGUGCAGCAGGAUCUGUUGGAGUGCACUCAUCCUUCUUUACUUUACUCACUGCAUGUCAUAGUGCGAUUUGGGACCCAAGUAUCUAUUUUGUCGAUACCUUUGCGGCAUUGGGCUCUGCAUCGGAUCUACAUGGAGAACUUGUGCUCUCGAUCGACCCACCAUCUCAGUUGAGAACAUCUUCGUGGAACAAUUCGAACCUCAAAACUGUUCUUUCUACAGGAAGAAAAGGAAUCACUCCCAAGUCGGUCAGUUUCUCGCACCUCAUUGGGUACGUUGAUCGUAGUGGUGGACUGGAGAUUUGGUCGGAUGAGGGAGCACCGAUUGCGGUGAACUUGAUGGCGAGGGCAGCCACUGCUCGAGCCUCACCUAGUUCAUCCGAAGUUGACUCAGAUUUUGAAGUACAUCCUCCGUCAUCACCUGCCUCUUUUGACGGUGAACGUCUCUGGAGAUCAAUUCAGGUUUUUGACAUGCAUCGGAAUCAGGCCAGAGGGAGGGUGUUGGUCCAUCCGCCAGAGGCGACAUUCGCAGAGACGCGACGCCUACUCGGCUACUCACACCAUGAAGUGGCCGAUGUUUUUCCCAUUACACCUUCUCCCUCCGACCUCAGUCAUGCGCACAUUGACCCGAUGUUGAUUCUUUGCCAAGAUGAUCUGCAUUAUGGAGAUGUUAGAAGAGCCGUUCUGAUUGAUCUUGAACUCCAUGGGGAGACUAGCGAGGCGAUUAUUGAAACUGAUCGCUACACCACUUUUCUUCCAGAGUAUGUUCAUCGAGAUCUACUCCUUCGUAUUGCAGGAGUUGCGGCUUUCUGCGCCUUGCAAGAGAGCCGUUGCCUUGUUUGGCACAGAGGAGAUCUAGUGCCACUCCAGAGCAGAGCUCUUCGUCACAUCCAGCACGGUGAUUACAUCAGAAUUGCUGCACCGCCUUUUGAGCACCCGUCAAUUCCUUCGCAUUUUGCAGUGAGAGCUUGCCAAGCUGGACUUAGCCGAGAGCAGCUUUUUCAGCAUUUUCGCGUACAUGGACCUGACGAAGGCAGCUUUCAUACUGAGGUCACUGAUGAACAAGAUAUGUUGGAGGAAGUCCUUGACCAAGUCGAAGCCAACACUUCAAUCAACAAUCUUGUGACCCUGCUUGAUGAGGAGAUGAGUACACUGCAGACUUCGUUUUGCCGCAUCCCUACUUUCCUUGACCACCCGAUUGGAGAUAAGGGUCCUGAUCUUGCUAGAUGUAGCUUCACAGAAGAAUUUCUACAAGCAGUCAGGGUGCAAGCCCAAGCUCAAGAAGCUGGCCAAGUAUUACCACCUGAUCUGCCUGAAAUCCAAACGCAACCGCUCUUUCUGCAACAAUUACAUGAAGCUGCGCUUGCGAGGGUGAAUCCACCCCAACCUGGAGAAGCGUUUGGCAGGAUCGAAAGCUGGUACACCAAUCAUCUGCGACACCGACGCUGUUACCAUACCAGGAUCAUUGAACUUGGGCCUGACUUUCGCACCUGGGAGCAGCAACUACGGCUGGAAUGGAUUGAUCAUAUUGACACUUCUGUUGAGGUCGAGUUUCAUAUAGUUCAUCCACUUCCAGAAGACACAGACCAAAGUGCUUUCGCGCAGAUAGUCCUGGUACAGCAAGCCGAUGAGCAACAACGCUCUAUCGUUCUGUCCAUUUACGAUGCAGCAUACGACAAUGGGCAGCCACACUCCCACGCUGUGGUUAUCCCACAUCGAGCCAAUCUUCGACUCAUUACUGAAGUAGCCGACUUUGUAGAACAUUGUCCUCCUGGUGCUCCAGACAAUGACUGCCAGCUGUGGUUCGGCACACUUGAGAUACCUGCCCAUCAGCAAAUUAUUGUGAGGCAUGGCUAUGCUCUUAGGUUGACUGUGCGCCGACCGUUGGAAUUUGACCUGCGCUCACUGCAAACCUCAAGUGUUGAAGAACAACGAAGACAGCUUACACUCGCUCUUCAAGAUGCGGCCCGAUUUGGACAAACGAUCACACCAGUCAAUGACAGCUGGCAACCAGAUUGGAUUAACGAGCUUGAGACUGCUUUUCAUCAAGUUGCUCAUACUGAAUCACUGAGUGAAGGACCUGUUGCCUAUGUGAUGUCAUGGCACCUUAAUGGACAUUCUGGCGCUCGCAAUCUUUCACCUAGACGAGCUCGACUGCUUGCACCAGUUAGCUCAUGGGAACAGGCCAUCCUGAGCCAAUGGAGAGAUCUCCAUGAUCCUCGACAGCCAACUUUUUUCUACUAUGUUGAUCCCAUGCCACCAGGGCAAGGAACUGGAGAUGCCGGACACGUGCUCUUUGUGCAGCAGCCCAUUGUGAGCUAUGCUGCGAUCUUGCUCUCUACGCUUUUUCCUGGAGAUGUGAGAGCCGAUUCACAACAUGUUGCCGUCUACAUCGCCAACCGACUCUCUGCAGAUUCCGCCAUCGCGCUCUCUUUGCUCCCUUCUGGGCUACAAGAUCGACAGGUAGUGGUACGACGUGGUCGGCAGAUCUUCCCUCUUGAAGGAGCGCCUCGAGUUGGAGAUGGGGACAACAUUAUUGUUGAGGUCCUUCCACAGUCUGAGCACGACCCCUCGUUAGAUGGCAGCUCUUUGCUUCAAAUUGAGUCUGGCUGGAAGCAUUUUCAACUUGUGCCGGACUUCCUUCAACAUGCGCUGAUUGCAGCACCUGGUGUAACCCAGCACAAGCUUGAUGGUGUUGCGGAACCACCCUGUUUCCCCACCAUCCACAGAGAUGGGGCAGCCACUGUUGAUCGGACCUUUGUCGAUCUGCCCGCUGGACUUCGAGAGAUGCGUGAGGCCUUCUCCUUGAAUGCGGCGGUUGCCAAUGAAGAGCAGGGCCCAACUGGCUUCGUUGAUGCAUGGUAUCUUGGUGGAAAUCGACCCAUAGUCACGGAGCACUCCCGGGUCCUUGAACUCGAUCUCGACCUUGGCGACUGGGAACCACGAAUCAGAGAGCUUUGGCGCGACACUAUUGACUGGACGCAGCCUCUUUGGUUUCUAUGGGUGCAUCCGGUACCCAUUGCGUUGAUUACACGCCAUCGAAUUGGACACCUUUUGAUUGUGCAGUCCAUUGAGCCACCCUUGGUACCAGUUCAUCUUACUCUCCUUUUUGCGGGUAGGGGAAGAGAGAGGAUUGGAUUUGCUGCGGCACUGCUUAACAAUCCUGUCUCUGUCGGGCCCACCCGUGAUUUACUCCAGCUGGCACGAGUUUGCCUUGCACGACACUGCACUCUCCGAUUUCAGCACCGCACAUGGAAUCCCCAAGACAGCAUUGAAGUGCAGCCGGGUGCUGGAUUGGAAUUCCUUGUGAUGAGCAUAUUAUUGAGGAUGCUGGCAUUGAAGUUGUCACCGAGCAUGUUGAACCUUUAA